Messenger RNA from Orbicella faveolata, 2092 nucleotides. RefSeq lists its product as uncharacterized. The record is from RefSeq and is a predicted model, not a curated record. Gene Ontology annotation, molecular function: cell-cell adhesion mediator activity. Gene Ontology annotation, biological process: homophilic cell-cell adhesion; axon guidance; dendrite self-avoidance. Lineage: Eukaryota; Metazoa; Cnidaria; Anthozoa; Scleractinia; Merulinidae. Gene Ontology annotation, cellular component: plasma membrane; axon.
AACAAGUGACCUCGUCCUGGUUUCAACAUCACCUCACAAAAGAGUAAAGCAAACUUGAAGCGUUAUCUGCAACUUGCACUUAGAACAAUUGACUGCACCUUGAAGAGAAUAGCGAAACAACAUUUCUCACUGACCAUACCAGAGAUAAUUUCUCUGAAUUAACUCGGACUUCAGCCUAGUUUUUCACGUAUACUGUUCAGUAGUAGAUUUAAUUUAGGCAAACCUACAAUGGGUGUCAAAUGUAGUUUAGAAAGUUGACUGAAUCGAGUCCUAAUUUCAAUAUUUCAAUUAUUCCAUUUAAAAUUCGGUUUAUAUUGAAAGCUAUACCCCCUACCCCUUUUCAAUGGUGCACAGGAAAGAGAGAGGAUCAGGAGGUUGUAUCGUAGAGUUGAGGGGUCAAAUUCAUUUUAAGUAAUCCAAAACAGCAAAGUGUCUAAAGACUUUUGUCACCCAUUGUAGAUUCAAUUUUACAUAUCGACAAUAAUCAAUGAUAAUGUACAAAGCGAGCAUCAAUUUUUCUUUUGAUACCAAGUAAUUUUACCUUAUGAAACUCAGACAAUGACAAAAUAAGUUCGAUCUAGAGACUCUAUAUGUUAUCAGUUCUUUAUUCUUCCUACUCUAUUUGUAGUACCUGCAAAGUUUGUCACAAAGCCAAAGAGUUCAGUAACUGCUUACAAGAACUGGGACAUGAUUCUCAAAUGUGACAUAUUUGGUUAUCCUUUCCCUGUGAUCACGUGGUCAAGACCACUCAAGCAACUUCCAAUCAACAGACAUGUCAUUCAUGGGAACAAACUUAUGAUAAAACACACAACAGAGGAUGAUGGCGGUGCUUACGUUUGCCAGGGAGCUAAUGAAUUGGCCAUGAGGGGUAUCAUGGGAGUGAUAUGGAUCAUUGUGAAAGAUGUUGUGAAUCCGUACAUAGUGUCUAGUCCUCCCAGUGAAAUACGAGUGCAGAAUGUUGGUGAUUCUGUCAAGUUAAAUUGUUCUGCCCGUGGCUUGCCGCUACCUAAAGUCAAAUGGUUCAAGGAUGGAAGCAUAAUUUCUACGGUGGCGCACGAGGAGAAUGAUUUGAUAACAAGUGAGUUUGUGAUUCAUCACGUCAACCCGAGUGACGCUGGGAUCUACACGUGUCUAUUCGAAAAUGAUAAGAAUGGGACAGCGGAAGCCAACACAACUCUGAGUAUGUCAGCAGUUCAUUUCUUUUUGUUCCCUGACUUAAAUGGAAAAUGAGUUCAUUUUCUAUAAGGUCUGUAAGAAAAAGACAUUUUGCGAUGUUAACUAUCUGCUAUACCGAGAUGUUUUUGGAAAAUAUUGAAUCUGUAGUGUAAAUUAAUGUCAGCUAUACAAACAGUGUACUUUGGAUAUAACUCAAAGCAGUUUCGGUUAAAUAAGACAUCUUUAACCGUUUGCAAGUGCUUUAACUGACAACUUCCCUUGCGUGAAUUGAAAUUAUUUAGGGCAGAAAUUUCCUGGAGGGCCUUUUACGAUAGAGAGAUUUUGUCGGUAAAAACGUACUGUAGGUAUGUGACAAGAGGUAUCAUUUGGGGUGGGUGAUUGGGUGGGGAGGGGGUUUGUGGGCAGAAGGUAGAUAUUAGUGGUAGCGCCAUAUGAACACGUACAAGUAUUCUAUAACCCGUUAUUUUCUUCAAUUCUUAUUGGUUUAAGUUAAUUACGUGACGCGAUAGGGUUCAUCCGCGGAGAGACACUGUCAGCCCAUAGUGCCCGUCCGAAGAAAAUACCCGGAUGGAUUGUACUCGUCCAUGAAAAUUUAUCUGUAAACCGGCGGGCUUAUAGAAAAUAAACAAUUGAAAUUGUUUUAAAUUGGUUUUUGUCUGUUUUCUUUUUUCAAAUUUACAUUUGGUUUGAACGGGUUUCAUCUAAAACAGUUGGGAAUAAUUCGAUACGAUGUUUAAACUAGCUCCCGGAAGAAAAUUUGGUGGUGAACAAUAAAGACAAUAAACUGUUUAUCUCUCAGAACUAUCGGCCUAAUAGUUGCCCCUUAGAAAUUCGACACUCUUUAAACUUGCAUAUUUGCUUUAAGAACAUCAAAUUUUCGCUAGGCAAUUAUCAGCCGAUAGUUCCGCGACAGAAA